UCCAAUUUCUUCAUCUUGGACUUUAAAAAAAAUUCUCAUACAUCUGACUUGCGAGUUGUUAUAUUGGAAUCUUCUUCAGUUGCUAAAGGAAUUGAAGAAAUAUCUGAGAAAUUAUUGUCAUUUUCAUUUGAAAUUACGCCAAACAUUAUUCGACAAGUGGAUGAGAUAAUGAGUGAAACAACAGAAGAAUAUUAUUGUCUAGAGGAUAAUAAUUGGCAAUACCAGUACAAUGCAAUUCAG
Molecule: messenger RNA, 240 nt
Organism: Funneliformis caledonium
Lineage: Eukaryota; Fungi; Glomeromycota; Glomeromycetes; Glomerales; Glomeraceae
Source: the annotation of a GenBank genome assembly